ACUACGGCCCAAUUUGCUUAGUCUGAAUGAGCUUCCCAAGCCUAGAAACACUGUGCGUCUCGGCUGCGACCGAGAGCACGCACUGGAAACUGCAGCGGCGAUACCUGGAGCGCCUUCCUGAGCACGCCGCCAAUGAGCUGCUCGCACUGCUGUUGGUACGGCAACCCAGCGAGCUCAGGCCAGCCACUCUCGAGCUAUUUCGGCACUGCGUGACGCGGCUGGAGCUGCGGCCGCCGCCACCGCCGGGUGGGGCGGCUGUAGCAGGCGGCGGCGGCGGCGGAGGCGGUGGUGCUGGUGUGGCAGGGCAGGCUGUAGCAGCAGCGAUCACUUUCGGGCCAGACUGGGCGGCUGCGUUGGCGGGAUUCAACCACCUCGCCGAGCUGCGGAUGUCCGGCUGUAGCAGGCUCACUGUCGCCGCACUGCAGGCCCUGCUACUGCCGGCGCCCGCCAUGGCCAAGACACAUGCGUCUGCCGCGACAGCCGCUGACAACGCAGCGGCAACUGCCAGCGGCUGGCAGCUACAGCCACCGUGCCGCUCGCCAGCCGCCGCCUCGCUACGGCGACUGGAUGUCAGCGGCUGUAGCAAGCUGGGUGACGAGGCGGCGGCGCUUAUGGCUCGCUGUUGCGACGGCGGCGGCUGUAGCAGAAGCCAGGACGGCGUGGGGGGCUGGGGCCCAGGGCUGGGCGGCGGCGUGACGGCAGUAGCAGCAGGGCUUGUGUCACUUGACAUUUCAGAGACGUCUGUAACGGGUGCGGGGCUUCGGCACCUGAGUGCGCUGACGGGCCUCACGGAGCUCCGUGCUGGCGGGCUUAAGGCGUGCAGCGACGCCGACUGGUGCGCGCUGCUGCCGCACCUGCCCGCCUUGCGGCGGCUGGACGCCUGGGGCACGGACGCGGGCGACGGCGGCGACGGCGGAGAACAGCUCCUGGCCGUGCUGGCCACAACUGGCGCCGCCGCCGCCGCCGCCGCCGCUGAUGAUGGCAGUAGCGCUGUUCUAUCCAGAGGUGGUGGCGGCUGCGGCAGUAGCAGUAUGGGCAUGCACCGACUUGAGCAACUGAGCCUGGCGUGGACGCAAGUGCGCGUGGCGCCGGCGUUUCCGGCGCUGCAGGUUCUAGAUCUGCGGCACUGUCAAUUAGAGGACGUGUGGUGGCCGGGCGGCAGCGGCGGCGCAGCUCCGCUGCCGCUGCGGCAGCUGCUGCUGCGUGGCGCGGUGGUGUCGGGGCGGGCGGCGGCGGCCGAGUCGGGCAUUGCGGCACUGGUCCGACACGCCGCUGCCACACUAGAGUUGCUAGACCUGGCUGACGUUUCCGCACCCACAGCAGCAGCAACAAUAACAUUAGCCGGAGGAGGAGGAGGUGCCGUGUGGCCGCUGCCGCUGGCGGCGCUGGCGGGGCGGCGCGGGGAUGGCAGCGAUAGCAGUGGUGGCGGCUGCGGCGGCGGCGGCGGCCAUGGGGGCGGCGGCGCGCCCCGGCUGACGCACCUGGACAUCAGCCGUACGGCAGUGCCCGCUGAGCAGCUGGAGGAGCUGCAGCACGCGCCGGCGCUGGCGAAGCUGGUCGCGGCCGGGUGCCGUGGCGCAGGGAGCGCACGCGGCGCGGCGGCGCUGGUGUCGGCAGGACUGCGGCAGCUGCGGGAACUGGAUCUGUCGGCGGCGGGUGUCGGUGACGACUGCGUGUCAUGGCUGCAGCAGCUCAGCUCCCUCACCUCCCUCAACCUCUCCGGCAACACCGCCCUGUCGUUGGCGCCGCCGCCGCCGCCACCGCCGCUACAGCCGCUACAGCCGCCCGCACAAGAGCAAGGGCAGCAGCAGCAACAACAACAGCAGCAGCAGCAGCAGCAGCAUCUAGAUGCGGAGGCAGAGGAAGAAGAGCGGGUAGACGCCAUGGCGGACGUGUGGCGGCGGGACGAACGGCCAGCAGCAGCGCGGGAAGAAGCCGGCAGUAGCAGCAGGCGCAGUAGCAGUAGCAGCUCCGGGGAAGGCGAGGACGGCUGUAGCAGCAAUGGCAGUAGUAAUGUGUGGCCGCAGCUACUGCGCCUCAACCUGCUGGGUACGCGGGUCACGGAGGCUGGGCUCCGAGCGCUGCUGCCAGCACUGGCCGGAGGCGGCGGCUGGGGCAGAGGGCCGCGUGGAGGCGAUGGCGGCAGUGUCGGCAGCGGCGGCGGUGACUUUAGCAGGCCGCCGGCAGCCUCAGCCCUUGAGCAGUUGAAGCUGGGAGGCGGCGGUUUCACAGACGGCGCCGCGGCGGUGCUGGCGGCGGCGCGGCUGCCGCGGCUGCACAGCCUACUUGUGCGGGACGCUCCUCUGUCCGGGCACGGGGCGCUGCUGCUGGCGGCCUCAGGCGGCGGUGGCGGCGGGCUAGGUGGCGGCGGCGGCGGUGGCGGCCUGACGGCACUCCGCCGCCUGGAGCUUCAGGCGUGUUGGCUGGUGUCUCCCCAAGAUGCAGUCCGCAUGGCUGACUGCAUGGCGGCGACCGCAUCCGCCGCGGCUGCAGGCACGGCGGCGGCGGGGCCGCCGGUGCUGGUCGUCGUUAACGGGAAGGCGGCGGGCGCUGCCGCGGCAGCGGCGCCUGCCGGGCUGACAGGCUCAUCGGUGGCGGCGCGCUCGGGUGCUACCUCCCUCCACAUCGCUACGCCUGCGGGGAGGAAAGCAGUAGCGGCGGCGGCAGCAACAGCGGCACGGGCCGGUGCUGUAGCAAGCGCGGCGGCGGGGGCGGCGGCGGCGGGCGACUUGUCGGCGUACGACCAACGGCUGCGCUACAGCCGCCAGGAGCUCAUCACAGUGCUGGCGGCGGCGCCGCUGGCAGGCGGUGGCGGCGGCGGCGCCGCCGGCUGUAGCUGGCCGGAGGAGCUGGGUGAGGCGCCGGCUACAGCCACAGCGCUGUCGGGAAGGCAGCCGGUGGUUGGUGCAGUGGCGGCCGGCACAGCGGUACCUGCAGUGAAGGCGGCGGCGCAAACGGCGGCGGCGGCUCGGGCAGCUGUUGUGGCGGUGCUCCCAGCGGACUUGCUGCGGCCCGUCGGUGCGGCCUAGAGGCGGCCUGGGGGCCUCAGAGGGACACGGUGUGGCAUAGGGGUGGAUUAGGGGCAAAGCAGUGCCAGGUGUGCCCCCGUUCCCGGGCGGCAUGUGGGAGAGCGCUCCAGGACGUGAGGUAGGCGCCCGCAGUGGCAAGUGAGCAACGCUGUGAAGGGCGUGCAGCCUUGUCAGGCUGUUGCUGCUGGGUGGAGGAGGCUGGAGGAGGUGCUGCUGGUGGAGGUGCUGCUGGGUGGAGGAGGCGGGACGGUACGCCUAGGCUGAUGGCUUGAAGCUCAGUCCGCAGGUCCAAGUAGCGCAGCUGGCGGGGUGGCGGCAGCAGGGCGGUGCUGGUGGUGGUGCUGGUGGCGGUGCUGGUGGUGCUGGAUGUCGAGGGGGCAGCAGUUGGAGACGGACAACGAAGCGAAAGCGCGGUGCUCUUGGGGCAACGUAGCGAUCUUGGUAUGGACUAAGGUGUCCACGGAUGUACAUUGCAACACGGGUGGCCCGAAUUACGCCCAUACACCGUCCAAGGGGGCCUUGUGCAAAGACCAAGGCGCCAUGGAUCCAUGACGCACGAGACUGGCAUCGUGUGUGUGGAACAGUGGAAGCCGCUUAGGGAAAGC
This is a messenger RNA of Chlamydomonas reinhardtii, 3634 nucleotides long. RefSeq lists its product as uncharacterized. Gene Ontology annotation, cellular component: SCF ubiquitin ligase complex. The record is from RefSeq and is a predicted model, not a curated record. NCBI's taxonomy places the organism in Eukaryota, Viridiplantae, Chlorophyta, Chlorophyceae, Chlamydomonadales, Chlamydomonadaceae. The transcript is spliced from 10 exons. The coding region runs from base 27 to 3029 and encodes 1000 amino acids. Gene Ontology annotation, biological process: SCF-dependent proteasomal ubiquitin-dependent protein catabolic process.